Molecule: messenger RNA, 657 nt
Organism: Cladophialophora bantiana CBS 173.52
Lineage: Eukaryota; Fungi; Ascomycota; Eurotiomycetes; Chaetothyriales; Herpotrichiellaceae
Exons: 3
Coding region: 1-657 (218 amino acids)
Source: RefSeq, a predicted model, not a curated record
AUGUACGCGUUCAAGAAAGCUACGAAGGAACCAGAAGCUGCCAGUGAAGAAGCUGCUCUGGACUUACUAGCUGCACUUUUGGAAAAGCAAAAAGCCGACUUGCCUUUGAAGAAAUACUGGGACGUCUUCACACUAGUCUUCACCAUCAUGAUCAAAGGCGAGGAGCUGUUCGGGGUGUUUGAGACUUACCCUGGUUCCGGUAUGCAGCACGACCUUGGUGAAGAGCUAAACGUGAACAAGUAUCCGGAAGUCGCACCACCAUCGUCGAUCAUGAAACCACUUUCUCAACCCACCACAAGGGCCCGUGCUUGGGGAUGUCUGACACCAGUGAACGUUGACAAGCGAUGUGAACGGCCCUUCCACAAAAUGGGUGUGGCUUACUCAUUCACCAGAGCAGGACUUACCGAGCGAUCUGGGCUAGAACCUGAGCAUGAAGACCAGUCAUCGAACGACCCUGAGAUGCACAAAUCGCCGAUUGACUGGGACGGCGAAGUGUUGGAGUUCGAAGACUUUACCUCGGCGGCAGCGGUGGAGGAGGUGUCACAUACUGAAGAAAAUGUGGCGGGACACGAGGCAGAUCGCAUAACGAAUGUCCUCGAAUCUUGCAAGCCACUGGCUCUUGACAUUUUUGAGCUUCUGCUUCAAUCCAGAUUAUGA